This is a messenger RNA of Monopterus albus (swamp eel), 5717 nucleotides long. RefSeq names its product seizure related 6 homolog (mouse)-like (gene sez6l). The transcript is spliced from 17 exons. Gene Ontology annotation, biological process: regulation of protein kinase C signaling; synapse maturation. The record is from RefSeq and is a predicted model, not a curated record. NCBI's taxonomy places the organism in Eukaryota, Metazoa, Chordata, Actinopteri, Synbranchiformes, Synbranchidae. Gene Ontology annotation, cellular component: neuronal cell body; endoplasmic reticulum. The coding region runs from base 403 to 3195 and encodes 930 amino acids.
GAUCUUACUGCAGCACACAACACACCCCGACACACACAUACACUCUCUCUCUCUCUGAGCAAAAGUUUCAUUGUCCUUAAUCUCAGGUUGUGAGUGUGUGGAGGAGGUGGGCAGGUGAGGGGGCACGCUCACACAAGAGGGAGAGAGAGACUAUGUGUGACCGAGUGUGUGUUUGAGUGAGAGAGAGAGGACAGAAGAGUCCGCGAAGGAGAGAAGGAGGACGGAUCGGAGUCAGACAGCAGGAGGCUGCUCUGACAUGCGGACCGUCUCUGAUCCUGGCCGUGACGUUACCGGCUCUACCUGACCGACGGCAGAUCAGCCUGCUCAGAGACCCGGGAGCCCGUCUUCUGCUCCGUUUCUCCUCCAUAUAUACACCUCUCAUCUGGACCGGCUCGCGUCGCCAUGCCUCCGGCCGCCCGCUCGGUCGGGUACCGACUCCGCAGCACCUUGCCGGCGGCGCUGUGGAUGGGGCUGCUGUGGAGCAGCAUCUCGGCAGGAGAUGAACAAGCCCCCACAUCUGCCCCAUUCACUCCAGCUCCAGCGGUGACACCAGGGAACACAAAGGAGAGCAGCCCUAGAGACAGAAGCUCCAGUGCAGUGCCUGGAGGUUUUCUACAGUCAGUAAUGGCUCAAAAAGGGGAGAAUCUCCCCUCUGCUCUGCCCCAGAACCUGCUCCCUCAUCUGGGCAGAGGACUCGGUGCCAGCUCCCUCCCUGGAAGUCAGUCCCUGCAGCAUCAAAGCGGGGGAUUACUGAGCAGGGAGAAAUCCCCAGCAUCAGCUGCAGCGUCAGGCCGAGGCAGCGAUCCAACUGAGCCUCCUCCUACAGACACACACUCCCAGCUGCCUCACACACAGACACACAACCCUGAGCAGGAGAUUGAGAUUACCAGUGUGGCCACGAUGGUGGACGUGGACACAGAGGCACCUUCAUCGGCUGUGUCGAGCUGCAUGGUGAACUUCUCCGACCCAGAGGGAUACAUAGACUCGUCUGAUGACCCCCCUCUGCUCGACAGCACCGUCUUACACUGCACCUAUACUGUGACUGUGUACAUCGGCUAUGGAGUGGAGCUGCAGGUGAAGAGUGUGAACCUGUCGGAAGGUGAACAGCUGUCGAUCAGGGGUGUGGAUGAACAAGGGUCUCUGCUGGUCCUAGCCAAUCACACGCUGCUAGUUGAGGGUCAGGUGAUCCGCAGUCCCACCAACACGAUGUCUGUCUACUACCGCUCUGCCCUGGAGGGAAGUGUGGGCACCUUCCAGCUGCACUAUCAGAUCUACAGGCUGAGCUGUUCCCUGCCAAAGAGGCCUCACUUUGGGGAGGUGUCCGUGCUGGACCUGCUCCCUGGCGGUACUGCUCGCUUUCACUGCCACAUGGGUUACCACCUGCAGGGGGAGCAACUGCUCACGUGCCUCAACGCCUCCCUGCCAUUGUGGAGUGGCAAGGAACCCACCUGCAGAGCUCUCUGUGGGGGCACGGUGAAGAACGCUACAGUGGGAAGGGUGCUGUCCCCUUCUCCCCAUCACGGACCCAACGCCACCCAGGAUCGCUCCUGCUCCUGGUCCCUGGAGGCACCCAAGGACCAGAGGCUGCACCUCCACCUGGAGAGACUGGCCUUGGGCCCCACAGACAGGCUGGUGCUCUGGAGCGGCCUGGACGCCGGCUCUGUGGUGCUGUUCGACUCGGGACGAAAUGGACAGAUCCCUUUUGAGGGGGUGAUCAGUGAGGGUCCCUCUGUAAGGAUUCAGUUCAUCACUGACCAGCCCAACCACAACACGGGAUUCAACAUCCGCUACGAAGCCUUCGAGCGUGGCCACUGCUACGAGCCAUACCUCCAGAACGGAAACUUCACGACGUCUGACCCGUUGUAUGGGGUUGGAGCUGUGGUUCAGUUUACUUGUGACCCGGGCCACUCUCUGGAACAAGGCCCCCCUGUUAUCGAGUGUGUCAGUGCACGGGAUCCAUACUGGAAUGACACAGAGCCGCUAUGCAAAGCACAGUGCGGAGGAGACCUGACUGGUCCAGGGGGCGUGAUUCUGUCUCCCAACUGGCCGGAGUGGUACGGAGAGGGUGAGGACUGCAGCUGGAGGAUACAUGUUGAGGAGGACAAACGAGUGCUGCUCGAUGUACAACUACUGAACAUCAGUGACAGCGACAUGCUGACCAUCACUGACGGCGAUGAGGUCACGACACGUAUCCUUGGGCGGUACGUCGGGGGAAGCAGCCCCUUCAAGCUCUCCUCUACCACCCCUGACCUGACCAUCACCUUCCACUCUGACCCGGCGGGGCUCGUCUUCGGAAAGGGCGAAGGAUUCAUCAUCAACUAUAUGGAGGUGUCCCGGAACGACUCCUGUCCAGACCUGCCUGAGAUCCAGAAUGGGUGGAAGACGACGUCUCACGUUGCACUGGUGCGAGGGGCUCGUAUCACCUACCAGUGUGACCCUGGUUACGACCUGGUGGGGCGGGAGACCCUCACCUGUCAGCUGGACCUGUCCUGGAGCUCACAGCCCCCGUUCUGUGAGAAGAUCAUGUACUGCUCUGAUCCUGGACAUGUGGAGCACUCCACCAGGUCUCUGUCAGACCCUAAACUCCUGGUGGGCACCACCAUUCAGUACAGCUGCAACCCAGGCUUCGUUCUGCAGGGCGGCGCCACCAUCACCUGCUACGGCCGCGAGCCAGGGACGCCUGUGUGGACGUCUCGACUCCCUCACUGUGUUUCUGAGGAUUCGGUUUCCUGUGAAAACCCCGGUCUCCCUGACAACGGCUACCAGGUCUUAUCCAAGAGGCUUUACCUGCCGGGCGAGUCUCUUACCUUUGUCUGUUACCAAGGUUAUGAGCUUAUUGGAGAGGUUGCGAUUAAAUGCAUCCCAGGAAACCCAUCCUUCUGGAGCGGCCCGCUUCCACUCUGCAGGGCCAACCAUGACUGCUUUGGCAACCAUGCUUUGGAAGUUGCAGAAGCGACUGCCGGCUCUACUCUAGAUGGAGGGAACAUAGCACUAGCCGUCUUCAUCCUCAUUCUUCUGCUGUCUGUGCUGCUGGGAGGUGCUUAUGUCUAUGUUACACGGUGCCGGUAUCACUCCAACUUAAGGCUGCCUCUUAUCUACCCCCACCCUUACCGACAGAUCACUGUGGAGACAGAGUUUGACAACCCACUCUAUGAGACAGGAGGGGACACUCGUGAAUAUGAAGUAUCGAUAUGAGAAGCUUCACAAAAAGACAUUCCUGAAUCAAGAACGACCACCCUGUCCCAAGUCUUCAUGCGCUCCUCCCUCCUUCUCCACCUGGGCGAUGUAAAUACAAAUAGAUGAUGUCCAGCCCCUUCUGCCAUGUGAUUGAUCCUGUUCUCUCCUCCUCUGGUGUGACAGCUUCUGAAGACAUAAUGGGACAUAUGAGAGGAAACAGUGAUGAACCUGUGUGGGUCAGUGUUGCUGGGAGAUGAUGAGAGAUGGAUGACGGAGGGAGAAGUCUGUCGUCUGUGCAAUGAUCAUCCAAAAACCUCGAACAUGGUGAAAAACCAGGAGGAGCUGAAUGUGAAAUGGGACGAAAAGAAAUCAAGGAGGAGAGAAGGGGAAGACUUCGGGGACAGGACACAGUAUGAGGAAUGUGGAAUGAGGGGACUGGUGGUGAAAAAAUUUUCAUUUGUAAGAAAUGUAGUGAAAGAAAUUUGGAAUGUGAGAAAAAGAGAGUUAUCAUGCUUUCAUUCAGUCAAACACCUUUUAUGAUCAGGUUUUCUUUUUGCAACACAGGGUGGCUUUUAUUGUGAAGCAGCCACAGAAAAUGCAAUUUAUUUGUCAUCAGGUAAACAUUUAUUUAUCAUAAAUGCAUCUACAGAACAAGACGCUGUCACUUGUACCAUUUUUUUUUGUUUUAGUUCAGGGAGAACUGGAAAAAUCCAAGCAGCUACAGUGAGUUGAGACAGAGCAGCAGGUGACACCUGCACACCUCCUGUUCCUCAGUGACCAACAACUGACUGUCUCUGUUGUUGUGUAGAAGAUAACCUUGCACCAUGUGCAGCUGGAAAUAAGGCUGCAGCUGCUGUUGACAUGAUGCGAAAUGGAUGUCUACUAGAAGAAUUCUUUAUUAAUACAGGCUGUUUGUUUGGCUGCACUCUAAACUGAUACACCAGCUGCUUCUCUAUUGGUUUUAGAUGCUCAUAGAAGAGCUGUAGUAUUAAAGUGUGUUCAGACAGAAAGUGAAGCAAUUUUUUUAAUGUCUUUGCUACCUUUAUUUAACCUAAACAACAACAAGGUACCAGCUUUACAUUGGGUGUGAGCUAGCUAGCAGCAGAUGCUCUGACCAGGUCAGCAUUUGACUGAACUCAGAACUCAGCUGCAUCGUUUUGCACCAUCUUUGCAUCUAGUCCAGUCUUUUCAUAGACUUUGUAUGCAGCUGCAUCACAUCUAAUUUUCACUUUGCAUUCUCUCUGAACCAUGGAUGUAUUAAAAGAAGUGGAUACUGGAUUCAGAGCCAGCUCCCACUCCCUCGGAUUUUUAGAUUCCUCACAAGCAUCAGCAAAGUUUCUUCCACUUGGCUUUACAUUGAAAUGAGGUCACAUUUUAAAAUAGCUUUUUUAGGCUGUGGGAAAAUUUAGAAAUAUAAAACUUCCAUGGAUUCAAAAUCAGUAAUGCCAGGAGUGAUAUUUCACCUUGUUUGCUGUUUGACAUGUCCUGGUUCCUCAGACAGACAGGUGACAAACUUAAAGAAAAACCUGAAUAAAAUGAGUGGGGAAAUGUAACGAAUGCAGAUGCUGGUAUGUAUUGGCUUAACUUGUCCCCUUAGAGGGAAGGAUCAAUGCAAAUCAAUACAGAGUUGUUCUGAGUGGUCACCUUUAUCUUCUGAUGAAACAGUUCUCUCCUGAUGGGAGUGGUCUCCUCCAGGGUGACAGUGCCCCCAUCCACAGGUGCACUGAAGCUGUUCUGGUGGCACAUGGUGGCCCGGCACCUCACCGAGACUCUCUGUGUUGGGCCGUCCUUUGGUUUGUCACCUGUCUGUGCAUCUCUUUUAUAUUGGUGGGCUAUGGGGACUGUGAUUUUAGGGCCCGGGGAUGUUUUCAUUGCAGUACCAUGAGUGGUCACUGAGACUAGGGGCAGCAAAGUAGAGAGGUGGCACCUCAUCAAGCAAGAACGCCAGUAAAGCCACACUUAAUGUUACCAUGGUAACCACCCAAGAGUCUAGGUGAUACAUUAGCUGGUAAAACAGUGGAGGUGGAUUUUGUUUUUUUUUUAAUUCACACUCAUGAGUCACCCUCUUUGGCCACAGAAUGACAGAAAGAAACAAACUGUCCACUGUCUCCUGUCCCUGAACUCCCUUCUGCCUGCUAAUACCUUCAGACCUUUUAACUCCAGCCGCUCCACUUCUGGCUCUAGCUAUAGUUACGUGGUAUUUAUUUUCAAGGCCAGUGCAGUACUGUUGUCUUAUUCCUCAUGUGUAGUUAGAUUGAUGACUGUCAUAGACUGGCCUCAGAGUCCCCAGGUCUGGACCGGCUGAUGAUUCAAAAGGAAAAUGAGCAACGUGCAUUGUGGCAGGCGUGCAGGUUGCAUUGUGAAUAGCGUAGCUGUAGUUAACAGACUGAUCUUUGAGUGAAAGCUCAAUCAACCCACCAGAUGAUGUAUUUAUUUUGAUGUACUGUAUAUGUGAUGUUUUCUGCAGAUUGAUUAAUGUACAUUUUCAUUAUGAGAAGACAGAUGUUAACAAUUUCCCUAAAAAAUUAAUUGUAAAACUU